AUGUGGCGUGUAGGCAUAGCACUUAUCGCUAAUUUAACAACAAUAUCGUCCCAAAUAAACGUAGCCAAGCCUACAAGUGCGUUACGAUUGUUAAAUUCCGGAGCGUACUGCCGUCGUAUACUCUCUGUGGACGUUGCUCGCGUAGCACCACGACACAUGUCAAGUCAACCGAAGAGACUCCGCACUGAAAACAUGAGCAAAACGAUCGGAACCCACAACGGCACCUUUCACUGUGACGAAGUUCUCGCCUGUUUCUUCCUCCGCCAGCUACCUGAGUACAAGGAUGCCAAGAUCAUUCGGACCAGGGACCCGGCACAGCUUGCAGAGUGUGACAUCGUUGUAGAUGUGGGAGGAGAGUUUGACCCAAAGAGGCAUCGCUAUGACCAUCACCAGAGGACCUUUGCAGAGAGCUUUCACAGCCUGUGUCCAGAAAAGCAAUGGGUGACCAAGCUCAGCUCAGCAGGCCUGGUCUACGUACACUUUGGUCAUCAGCUGCUGGCUCAACUGACGCAGUUUAAAGAGGGCGACAAGGAGCUGGAGGUGCUCUAUGACAAGCUGUAUGAGAACUUUGUGGAGGAGGUGGAUGCUGUAGACAACGGCAUUUCACAAUGUGACGGGGAGGCCCGCUACGCCAUCUCCACCAUGCUGAGUGCACGUGUCGGCCACCUGAACCCACGCUGGAACAGCAAGAGUCAGGACACUGAGGAGGGUUUCAGAAAGGCUCUAAAGAUGGUUGGGGACGAGUUCCUGGACCGUCUGGAGUACUACCAGUCCUCCUGGUUGCCGGCCCGCGCGGUGGUGGAGGAAGCCGUUAAGGGAAGGCAUCAGGUAGAUCCCAGUGGGGAGGUGGUGGUGUUCUCCCAGGGAGGGUGUCCCUGGAAGGAGCAUCUGUUUGCCCUGGAGAAGGAGCUCAAGGUGGAGGUGCCCAUCAAGUUUGUCCUUUACCCCGACCAGAAUGGACAGUGGAGGGUCCAGUGUGUCCCCGCUGGGCUCAACACUUUCCAGAACAGGCUGUCCUUGCUAGAAGAGUGGCGUGGCGUUCGCGAUGAAGCGCUGUCGAAGCUCAGCGGGAUCGAGGGCUGCAUCUUCGUCCACGCUGGAGGCUUUAUUGGCGGGAACAAGAACCAGGAAGGAGCCCUGGAGAUGGCCCGGAGGACCCUGCAGGCCGCUGCCCAUUCCCCUGCAAACGGAAGCAGCUGAAGGCUCGGCGAGGAAAGCCAACAGCACAUUUUGUCCUGGGGUCAGUCUUUAGAGAGGAUAGCAAGGAUUAAAAUGUUAGGUUGCUGUCUUGCAGCUUGUUCAUCCCAGUCAGGGCUAAUGUUGGAGAUGGUCUGAAAUUAUCACGUUUUGAUUAUUUUUCUUCUCUCUGUUUGUAUACACGUGGAUCUGUUUUGUUGUUCAUUUGCAAUAAAAGAAUAUUUGGAUUACA
Molecule: messenger RNA, 1429 nt
Organism: Etheostoma spectabile (orangethroat darter)
Lineage: Eukaryota; Metazoa; Chordata; Actinopteri; Perciformes; Percidae
Gene: myg1
Product: myg1 exonuclease
Exons: 7
Coding region: 1-1200 (399 amino acids)
Cellular component (GO): cytoplasm; nucleus
Source: RefSeq, a predicted model, not a curated record